AUGUCAGAAUUCGACACCCAGACCCCUGAUGUGGUUACGAUCGAGACCGAACGGCUUCAGCUGAAGACUGUGGUCAUGGAGGACCUGGAUGAUAUGCUGCCUAUCAUGACAGACCUGAGAGUUAUGCAGUGGUCUUCCAAGCCGCCGGUAGAGAAUGAGGAGCAGGCCACUCGCUGGAUGCGUACGAAAUGCUUUGGCAGAUCUACCGACCUCUUCAAUUUUGCCAUACGAGAGAAAGCCAUCGAUGGUACGCCGCAGAAAGUUGUGGGCAUCAUGGGCUUUUCUCAGGAACCGGGAACAGUUGGCUAUAUGAUGAACGCUGAUUACGCAGGCAGAGGAUMCGCAACAGAAGCUCUGAGGGCGCUCAUCCCGGCCUUCUUUGCUCGGACGCCCCCGGCUAGCGAAGGUGGGACCGGCGUUGACGCCGUGACGGCGUACAUAGACACGCGAAAUGCUGGCAGUCAACGAGUAUUGGAGAAAAGUGGAUUCACAAGGUGCGAGUACCUCACCGACCAGGGCAUACAUGUGCAGGACAAUCCUCACAAUAAGAUGAGUGAUUCUUGGGUGUAUCGAAUCGCGAGACCAGGAAAGACUCUCGAAGAACUUGGCCUCAUUCCUGGUCGGGAUGCAGAUGAGCCUCCAGAGCCGCCGGUGCAGUGA
This is a messenger RNA of Ramularia collo-cygni, 660 nucleotides long. RefSeq lists its product as uncharacterized. The transcript is spliced from 3 exons. The coding region runs from base 1 to 660 and encodes 219 amino acids. The record is from RefSeq and is a predicted model, not a curated record. NCBI's taxonomy places the organism in Eukaryota, Fungi, Ascomycota, Dothideomycetes, Mycosphaerellales, Mycosphaerellaceae. Gene Ontology annotation, molecular function: acyltransferase activity, transferring groups other than amino-acyl groups.